GCAAAAAUAGAUAAAUAGUCGUAAAACAAAUAGAGAAAAUUAUGGCUAUAACAGAUUCAUUAUACUUAUAUUGUACUGAUUGGAAAGCAACAUCACAAACAUAUCAGUAUUAUAGAAACCCAUUUCUCAAUCCAAAACAAACUGAGUCUAAUCAAAUCGAUCUACUGUCAGUACUUAUUGCUAAAAGUAAUAAUGGAAGUAUUUAUAGUUUCCAAAUGUGCAACAAAAGCCACAGUGAUAAUAAUAACAAUACUGGUAUUACCAAAAUUACAAAAACAGUAGAUUCAAGUGAUGCGAAAAGUAUAAUGAACUGUAAACAAGAUUCCGUUCGAGACAAUGAUUUAUAUUUUAAUUAUUGUGAGAAUACAAAGUUUGAAUUGAUGAAAAUUAAACGCACCUACAAUCUAAUGAUUUUUCUAUUAAAUGAAAAACAAAUUUGUUCAAAGCAUUUUGAUUUAAUCAAAUUAUUUGUGGAACAAUUACAAAGAGUUGUAAAACAUUUAGAAAAAGGCAUUGAUAAUAAAUUAAAGAACUUGGUCAAUUUUAGUUUGGAUAUAUUUGCCGAGAAAAUUGUCACUAAAGGAUCAAAAUAUUUGAAAAAUAUAAUUAAUUGUUCCGAAUGUGGUCAACACUCUAUCAUGAACUCGCCACUGAUAGAACAAUCCAAUAACAUAUUAUUCAGCAAAGAGAACUGUAAUCAUUAUUAUAGUUCAAUUAAAUCUGGACUGUUAGAUUUGCAGAACUCCGCGCUGAAUGAUGAUAAAAUUAAAAUGUCUCCUAAUUGUAAAGCCAACAGAUUAGGCAGACAUCUUUUGUCGAAUAACAAGAUAGAUUAUCAUCAGCUGGUGGACGUGGUCUAUUCCAAUGCUUCUUCACAUUGUUUUCCAACUAUGAGUUUACUUGAAUCCAGUUCAUCAUUGCCGCCUAACUCAUGUUCAUUAUCCUUGUUCUAUUCUACCUGUUCCUUGUCCUCAUCAUCUUCCUCUUCAUCAUCAUUAUCAUCUUUGUCAUCACCCUUGACUUCACCACUUACAUGUUCCACUUGUACAUCAGUCUCCAACAAUUCAAUUCAAUCACCGACAAAAGAAAUCAUGGAAAACACAAAUUUUGAACCUAUUGCAACUGGUCAUUUUCAAACUGUAAAUAAUUGUGAUAAACAUAAGAGACUUGAGAAUAAACAGAUUAAAGGUAAACUGCUCAUAUAUCAUCCUGUUAAUUUGAAUAACAUUGAAUGCAAACAACCAAAUGGUUCAUUUAAAAAAUCGGCGGAAGCGCAGAAGAUUCCACUAUGUCUGUAUCAAGGCAAACCUCACACAAGAAAUACUACAUACUAUGAUUAUUCACAGCAAUACUCAAGUCAAAACAAUCAGAGUGAAAUCGAAAAUUGUCAAACCAAUCUGAAUACAAUGUAUCCUUAUGCAGUUUCAAGGCGACCAAGUGUACGUGAUAUGUUAAGUCAAAGAAAAAAUAGUCCUGGAAACCUUGAACGUAAACAGCAACAAAGCCAUUUACUCUACAUAUCAAAUGAUCAUAACAACUGCCAUCAAUCGAAUUCAUGUAUAAAUUGUUCAGAUUAUUUAUUUUCUGAAAAUAAUUUAAAUAUGGGUGUUGUCCCACCGCCAAAUUUAAAUCCAUUUGCAUCAUAA
Schistosoma turkestanicum is the source of this 1646-nucleotide messenger RNA. NCBI's taxonomy places the organism in Eukaryota, Metazoa, Platyhelminthes, Trematoda, Strigeidida, Schistosomatidae. The record is from the annotation of a GenBank genome assembly.